Messenger RNA from Ectocarpus sp. CCAP 1310/34, 1212 nucleotides. Lineage: Eukaryota; Phaeophyceae; Ectocarpales; Ectocarpaceae. The record is from the annotation of a GenBank genome assembly.
AUGUACAAGAAGCUUGCCAAGGUUAGGGACGAGCAGGACGCCGCCCGCCCCGGGGGCCAAGACGGCGCGAACGGCGCCACGGGGCGGCCGCGGAUAAUCCUCGUCUCCCGCAGGCUGCCGUACAAGCUUCAGAUGACGCCAUCUGGCCGGUGGACGACGGAGAUCCCGAAGGCGGACCAGGCGCUGCAGAGCUACAGGGUGGUGCACGAUUUGAUGGAAUGCAUUUGGGUGGGGUGGCCCGGAACGUACGUGGAGCCCGGUCGGGAAUGCAGCCUGACGGACCAGCUCAAGGACCGACGCCUUGUGCCGAUAUUUCUGGAUGCCGCGAUGGAGGACAGGUUCUACGAGGGUUUCUGCAAGACCAUCCUUUGGCCGCUCUUCCACUCGUCCAUGCCCACGACGGAAGACACCAUCGCCUGCCACGACGCCGACUCGAUCGAGGAGCAGCGGGAGGAGCGCCAGCUGUGGUUGGCUUACAAGGCGGCGAACCAGAGCUUUGCGGACACGAUCCAGGACGUCUACAGGGACGGCGACCUCAUCUGGGUGCACGACUACCACCUCACCAUGCUGCCGCAGAUGCUGAGGAACGUGUUGCCCUCGGCCAAAAUCGGCUUCUUUUUGCACCUUCCCUUCCCCUCGUCCGAGAUCUACCGCAUUUUGCCGUAUCGCGAACAAAUCCUGGAGGGGAUCCUCAGCUCCGACAUCGUCGGGUUCCAGACGUACGACUACGCGAGGCACUUCCUGUCAACGGUGGAGAGCCUGCUCGACGCUAACUGCUCCCCUCAGGGGGUGGAACACAACGGGCACUUCGCGAACGUGACGAUCUGUCCGGUUGGCAUCGACCCGGAUGCGGUGACGCAGCUGUGCCACCAGCCGGACGUGAUGAGGCUCAUGCAGCGGUGGUCCAAGCAGACCAGGAACAAGUCGAUGCUUCUCGGAGUGGACAGCCUGGACGCUACCCGGGGUCUUGUGCAGAAGUUUCUCGCCGUGGAGGAGAUGUUCGAGAUGCAGCCGGGCCUCGCAGACAAGGUCAACUUCGUGCAGGUUUGCUUCACGGGGCCGCACUCCCGAGAGCACAUGUUGCUGGAGGCGCAGGUGCAGGGCUUCGUGGCAAGGGUCAACUCCAAGCUGGGGAGUAUCGACGAGGUCGGGCCGGUGCAGUUCUUCCUGAACGUCAACCCCGAGUUGAAAGCACUGUGUAACUGCCUCGAG